Molecule: messenger RNA, 222 nt
Organism: Fusarium fujikuroi IMI 58289
Lineage: Eukaryota; Fungi; Ascomycota; Sordariomycetes; Hypocreales; Nectriaceae
Exons: 2
Coding region: 1-222 (73 amino acids)
Source: RefSeq, a predicted model, not a curated record
AUGUCGCAACCAACUCUCACCGCAGACUACACAUCCCCAGCGACCUCCACGGCCGACAAGUCGUCAUAUCUACAGGCUCUGCGCGCCUCUGUCGCCGACACCCAGGAAACUAUCAAUAAAGAGCUCACAGCGCGAAUGGAGCAGGACAAGGCGAGGGAUGCUGCGGCCGAGGCCAAAGAGGAAGAGAACUAUGGCGAGGAGGUGCAAGAAGAGGAGGACUGA